GCUCAAUCAGUUUCCUCUCCCUCAAGAUACGUCGGAGCAAUCCUCCCGCACAAUCGCUCGACGGAAUUACAUUCUUUUUUGUCUUCACCACCGUAGCUUUCACUUUUCUCUACUUUUCGUCCUUCUUUUCCGUUCUAUAUGGCCGCUCGUCCUUACGGCGGUCCUAAUGACCCUAGGACUUUUCAACAAAACCCCUUUGCUAACUCCCCUGCUCGUCCCCAGCAGUUUCCUCAGCCCUCUCAUCCUCAGCAGCCACGGCGGGACUAUGGCGAGCCAGAGGCAGCUGCGACAGAUCCCUAUGGUGCCUAUAACACCAGUACCACUCGUUUAGCUGGCGCUCCGGGUUACUAUGACCAAGGCGCUUCUCAUCCAGAUCGCAAUUACGCCACCUCAGUAGAUUCUCAUUCCAGCUAUCCGGGUAUUUCCCCCUUCGCUGAUCCAGGCGUUGGCUCAAACGAGCCUUACCCUGCCUGGUCGCAAGACCGCCAGAUACCUAUGUCAACAGAGGAGAUUGAAGAUGUUUUCAUAGACCUUCAGCAGAAGUUUGGGUUCCAGAGAGAUUCUAUGCGCAAUAUGUUCGAUUUUACGAUGCACCUUCUUGACUCACGGGCCUCCCGCAUGACUCCCAAUCAAGCACUUCUCACCCUUCACGCCGACUAUAUCGGUGGUCAGCACGCAAACUAUCGCAAGUGGUACUUUGCGGCCCAACUCAAUCUUGACGACGCCGUUGGCCAGUCGCAGAACCCAGGUCUCCAGCGUCUCAAGUCUGUCAAGGGCGGUGGUGCUGGCGGCAGCAAGUCGUUGGACUCUGCGCUCAACCGCUGGCGCAAUGCGAUGAACAACAUGUCUCAAUAUGACCGUCUACGGCAGAUUGCCCUCUACCUUCUCUGUUGGGGAGAGGCUGGUAACGUUCGGUUCACCCCAGAGUGUCUCUGCUUUAUUUUCAAGUGUGCAGACGACUACUAUCGCAGUCCAGAAUGUCAAAACCGCGUCGACCCGGUUCCGGAAGGAACAUAUCUCAGUGCCAUCAUCAAGCCUUUGUAUAGGUUCAUGAGGGAUCAGGGAUAUGAAGUCCAGGACGGUAAGUUCGUCAGGAAAGAGAAGGAUCAUGACCAGAUCAUUGGUUAUGAUGACAUCAACCAACUCUUCUGGUACCCUGAAGGCCUUGCUCGAAUUGUGCUCAACGAUAAUAGCCGACUGGUUGAUGUCUCGCCUCCUCAGCGUUUCAUGAAGUUGAGCCGUAUCGAUUGGAACAAAGUGUUUUUCAAAACAUAUUACGAGAAGCGUUCCCUCGCCCACCUCUUGGUCAAUUUCAACCGGAUUUGGAUCUUGCAUGUUUCUGUAUACUACUUCUACACGGCUUUCAACUCUCCCAAAGUUUACGCUCCCCGAACUAAGCAACACCCCUCCCCUCAAAUGACCUGGUCCGCCGUCGCUCUCGGCGGCGCCGUAUCUACCGGCAUCAUGCUUGCAGCCACUCUCGCAGAAUUUCGUUAUAUUCCCACGACCUGGAACAAUGCUUCGCACCUCACCACUCGGUUCAUCUUCCUUCUCAUCAUCCUUGCCCUGACUGCUGGUCCUACGUUUUACAUUGCCAUGGUCGACGACAGGCCGAACUUGAGUCAAGUCCCCCUCAUCCUUGGUAUCGUUCAGUUCUUUGUUUCGGUAGUCGCUACGGUAUGCUUCGCCAUCAUUCCCUCUGGCAGGAUGUUCGGAGAUCGUGUCGCUGGCAAGUCUCGCAAAUAUAUGGCUUCCCAAACGUUCACAGCGUCAUAUCCCUCCCUCGGCCGUAGUGCUCGAACUGCAUCGAUCUUGCUUUGGGUCCUCAUUUUUACCUGCAAAUUCGUGGAAUCCUACUUCUUCUUAGCAUCUUCAUUCUCAUCUCCUAUCGCCGUGAUGGCCCGAACCAAGGUGCAAGGAUGCAAUGACAGAUUAUUUGGAAAUGCUCUUUGCUCUAAUCAAGUCCCCUUCACACUUGCCAUCAUGUAUAUCAUGGAUUUGGUCCUGUUCUUCUUGGACACAUAUCUGUGGUAUAUAAUUUGGGUUGUAGUGUUCAGUAUUGGAAGGAGCUUCGGUUUGGGCCUGAGCAUCUGGACGCCGUGGUCAGAGAUAUACACCCGGCUGCCAAAACGAAUUUAUGCGAAAUUAUUGGCAACCGGGGAGAUGGAAGUUAAAUAUAAACCCAAGGUCCUGGUGUCCCAACUGUGGAAUGCAGUCAUCAUUUCGAUGUACCGUGAACAUCUCCUCUCCAUCGAUCAUGUCCAACGUCUCCUUUAUCAUCAAGUCGAUGGAUCUGACGGUCGGCGUACAUUGCGAGCACCGCCUUUCUUUACCAACCAGCAAGGACAGGGUCACAAGAACAACUUCUUCCCUGAAGGCGGUGAGGCUGAACGCCGUAUCUCCUUCUUCGCAUCGUCUCUUGCAACCGCCAUUCCUGAACCUCUACCCGUCGAUGCCAUGCCCACAUUCACCGUCCUUGUUCCACACUAUUCCGAGAAGAUUCUUCUCAGUUUACGUGAGAUCAUCAGGGAAGAGGAUCAAAAUACGCGUGUUACAUUGUUGGAGUACCUGAAGCAACUGCAUCCGGUUGAAUGGGACAACUUUGUGAAGGAUACCAAGAUACUUGCGGAAGAAAUGGACGGCGGUGAUAUUACUAAUGAGAAGGCCGCGGCCAAAGUUGACGAUCUGCCUUUCUAUUGCAUUGGUUUCAAGACGUCGUCACCGGAAUACACUCUACGAACCAGGAUAUGGGCGUCAUUAAGGGCUCAGACACUGUACCGUACCGUAUCGGGUAUGAUGAACUACUCCAAGGCUAUCAAACUCCUGUAUCGGGUCGAAAACCCCGAUGUGGUGCAUGCUUUUGGUGGAAACACGGAACGCCUUGAGCGAGAGCUUGAGAGGAUGUCGAGGCGGAAGUUCAAGUUCACUGUCUCUAUGCAACGAUAUUCCAAAUUCAACAAGGAGGAACACGAGAAUGCAGAAUUCUUAUUACGCGCGUAUCCUGACUUGCAGAUCGCCUACCUGGAUGAGGAGCCUGGUCCUAGAGGUGGAGAGGCAAGGUUAUUCUCUACCCUUAUCGAUGGUCACUCUGAGAUCGACGAAGCCACUGGCAAGAGGAAACCAAAAUUCCGAAUCGAACUUCCCGGUAAUCCAAUCCUUGGCGACGGUAAAUCUGACAACCAGAAUCACGCCAUCGUCUUUUAUCGUGGAGAGUACCUCCAGCUCAUCGAUGCCAACCAGGAUAACUAUCUCGAAGAGUGCUUAAAGAUCCGAAACAUACUUGGAGAGUUCGAGGAGUACUCAGUUUCCAGUCAGAGUCCUUACGCUCAGUGGGGCCACAAGGAAUUUAUUCGAUCUCCUGUCGCUAUCAUCGGCACUCGAGAGUACAUUUUCUCCGAAAACAUUGGUGUUCUUGGUGACAUCGCCGCAGGAAAAGAACAGACAUUCGGUACUAUGACUGCUCGUGCGCUGGCUUGGAUUGGUGGAAAGUUACAUUAUGGUCACCCCGAUUUCCUGAAUGCCACUUUUAUGUGCACUCGUGGUGGCGUUUCGAAGGCACAAAAGGGUUUGCAUCUGAAUGAGGAUAUCUUCGCUGGCAUGAAUGCAUUUGGGCGGGGUGGACGCAUCAAACACUCGGAAUACUAUCAGUGUGGUAAAGGUCGUGAUCUUGGGUUCGGUACCAUCCUGAACUUCCAGACGAAAAUCGGAACUGGUAUGGGUGAACAGAUGCUUAGUCGAGAAUACUACUAUUUGGGCACUCAACUCCCGAUUGACCGCUUCCUUACUUUCUACUACGGCCAUCCGGGUUUCCACAUAAACAACAUCCUCGUCAUCUAUUCGAUUCAAAUCUUCAUGCUCACUCUCGUCUAUUUGGGGACUCUCAACAGUAAACUACUCGUUUGCAACCUGGACUCUCAAGGCAAUAUUCUUGGCAAUCAACCAGGAUGCUACAACCUUGUUCCAGUCUUUGAGUGGAUCAGGCGUUGUAUCAUAUCCAUUUUCCUGGUAUUCUUCAUUGCGUUCUUACCUCUUUUCCUUCAAGAACUUGUUGAGCGUGGCACCGGCAAGGCGUUACUCCGUUUGGGCAAACACUUCCUUUCCCUUUCCCCCAUAUUCGAAGUGUUCUCCACGCAGAUUUAUUCGCAGUCCAUCUUGAGUAAUUUGACGUUUGGUGGUGCUCGAUAUAUCGCUACAGGCCGUGGUUUCGCCACCACCCGUCUCAAUUUCAGCACACUUUACUCUCGUUUCGCCGGGCCUAGCAUAUACAUGGGAAUGAGAAACCUUUUGCUGCUGUUGUAUGCCAGUUUGACACUUUGGAUCCCUCAUUUGAUCUACUUCUGGGCAUCUAUCCUUGCUCUGUGCAUAGCUCCUUUCGUCUUCAACCCGCACCAGUUCUCUUUCGCCGACUUCAUUAUCGAUUAUCGCGAAUUCCUUCGGUGGAUGUCGCGUGGUAAUUCUCGUACGAAGGCAAGCAGUUGGUAUGGAUAUUGCCGACUCUCGCGUACGAUGAUUACCGGUUACAAGAAAAAGAAGCUGGGCCACCCUUCGGAGAAACUGUCAGGAGAUGUUCCGCGGGCCAAAUGGAAAGCCGUCAUUAUUUCCGAAGUUCUUUGGCCAAUUUGCAUCGCGAUCUUGUUUGUCAAUGCCUACAUGUUCGUCAAAUCGUUCCCCGCGAAGUCAGGCAAGUCAGGUACUGCAGUUUCCGCCGUCAACGACAACCCAAGUGCUUUGAUUCGGAUUGCUAUCAUCGCCGUUGGGCCUAUCGUCUGGAAUGCUGCCGUUCUUAUGACCUUGUUCUUCAUUUCUCUUUUCCUUGGUCCCAUGAUGGAGUCCUGGGUCAAGUUUGGUUCGGUGAUGGCUGCUAUUGCACAUACUGCAGCCCUCUUUGGGCUGAUUGCCUUCUUCGAAUUCUUCUGGUUUUUGGAACUUUGGGAUGUGGCUCACGCCGUGCUCGGUAUCAUCUGUAUUGUCGUCAUCCAGCGCGCCAUCCACAAGAUCCUAAUUUCUGUCUUCCUGACUCGUGAAUAUAAGCACGACGAGACGAACAGAGCAUGGUGGACAGGUAAAUGGUACGGCAGAGGUCUUGGUAAUUCAGCAAUGUCCCAGCCUGCCCGAGAGUUCAUCGUGAAGAUCGUGGAGAUGUCACUAUGGAGCUCAGAUUUUAUAAUUGCGCAUAUUCUACUCAUGAUCUUGACGCCGCCGAUCCUCAUACCGUUCAUAAACCGUAUCCAUUCAACCAUGUUGUUUUGGCUUCGUCCGUCAAAGCAGAUUCGUGCACCACUAUUCUCGACCAAGCAAAAGCGGACCAGACGAUGGAAUGUCAUCAAAUACUCAGUUGUUUACCUUAUUGUCGUUUCUAGUCUCAGCGCUUUAAUUGUCCUGCCCGUGAUAUUCAGGGAUAGGAUCAACUUCGAAUGCUCCAUUUGCAAGAGUAUCUAAUGAUCUACUAUUAGUUAUUAUUUUCGUUGACGAAUUUUCAAUAUAUGCUCAUUCUACUUACCCUCGUGCGCGCUUUCAUCCAGUAAUAUGCUCGGCGCCUGGAAGGUGUCUGGAGUCGGCGAAAUGAACAUUGAUCAACGCUUGUCGAGAGCAGUGGUACCCGGUGACGUCGACAUGCAGUGAACCUUCAAGUUUCAUCAACACUCAGCCUCCGUACUCGAUUAGGCACUGUAGCAUCCCGUGCUCACCAGUUUCGUUUCAUAGUGUCGAUAUCCAAUGAAGUUGACUGGAAACCAUUGUAGUAUCCCACCGCUUCUCAGCACAAAACAACAGCAACCAACACCUUGGUCUCUAUGUUCGACACGACACG
Molecule: messenger RNA, 5809 nt
Organism: Marasmius oreades (fairy-ring Marasmius)
Lineage: Eukaryota; Fungi; Basidiomycota; Agaricomycetes; Agaricales; Marasmiaceae
Product: 1,3-beta-D-glucan synthase
Exons: 12
Coding region: 139-5439 (1766 amino acids)
Biological process (GO): (1->3)-beta-D-glucan biosynthetic process; fungal-type cell wall polysaccharide biosynthetic process
Cellular component (GO): 1,3-beta-D-glucan synthase complex; plasma membrane
Molecular function (GO): 1,3-beta-D-glucan synthase activity
Source: RefSeq, a predicted model, not a curated record